Molecule: messenger RNA, 894 nt
Organism: Lathyrus oleraceus (garden pea)
Lineage: Eukaryota; Viridiplantae; Streptophyta; Magnoliopsida; Fabales; Fabaceae
Exons: 2
Coding region: 1-894 (297 amino acids)
Source: RefSeq, a predicted model, not a curated record
AUGGCUGACAGACGCAUAGGUCAUGGUAGACCCAGAACCCAUAAUUCAGACUCUAAACCGCCAAAUGGUAGUAAAGGUUUUCAAUGGCCUCAGUUUGUGCAACAGAUGCAACAACAACAGAACCAAUUCAUGCAACAGAUGAUGCAACAGUGGAAUGGUAGUUUACAUCCUCAAGGGGUUCCACAAGAAGCUACAUAUGGUAGUUUUCGAGAAUUCUUCCGCAUGAAUCCUCCUGAAUUCCAUGGUGGGUUGAAUCUUGUGAAGGCUCGGGAGUGGAUAACCAGCAUGGAAAGGAUUUUUCAGAUAGUGCAUUAUAGUGAAGAGAAUAAGGUUGUGUUUGCUUCUCACAUGAUGAAGGGUCCAACUAUGAGAUGGUGGGAGAGUGCUUCGACUCUUAUGACCAAUCAAGGAGUACCUAGGGAUUGCGAUCAUUUUAAGACUAUUUUUAUGGAUAAGUAUUUUCCUAGUUCUUUGAGGACUCAGAAAGAGUUUGAGUUUCAACAGCUUAGGCAGGGUACUAUGACAGUAGCUACUUAUGCUAAGAAGUUCGAAGAUAUGGUUGCUUAUUCUAGACAAGCCGCGUACGCAAUGGAUGAGAGUUUGAAGAAAGUUCAAGAAGAAAGGGACCAAUAUAGGAGUGGACAGAGAGACCAAGGGAGGCCAGGUAGCCAGUUUAGGCCUAGAUCUCAGGCUUUCAAAGGAAAACAGGUGCAACAUGCAAGACCUAACCAUCCACCUCAAUGUCAAGUGUGUAAGAAGUCUCAUUUUGGAAAUAUGUUGGAAGUGGAGUUAGGUGUAUUACUUGUCAGAGGGAGGGACACAUGUCUAGGGAAUGUUCUCAGAAUAAGAAUCAGAUGCAGGGGAGGAGCACUGGCCGGAUGCAAGGAAGGCUAA